GAAGCUCGAGCUCACUGCGCUGCCGUGCUUUGACAGUUUAAAGUGGAUUCGAGAGCCGCGGAUCAAUAAUCGCAUUUUCUUUAAAAAAUGUGUAAAAAGUGACCAAAUAAAUCAAUGGUACAGGACGGCAGCAUGUCCGGGACGCCUUCUACUUCCACACAGGAGAUCCAGAUGGACGUUUUAGAUAAUCCCAAUUUACAGGGAAAGUAUGCCAAGCGGAAGAGUCGUUUCAAACGCUCGGACGGAAGCACCUCCUCCGACACCACCUCCAACAGUUUCGUACGACAGGGCUCGGCGGAGUCCUACACCAGUCGCCCCUCUGACUCGGACAUGUCUCUGGAGGAGGACCGCGAGGCUCUGAGGCGCGAGGCGGAGCGGCAGGCUAUGGCACAGCUGGAAAAGGCCAAAACAAAGCCUGUGGCAUUCGCGGUGUGCACCAACGUGGGGUACAACUCCGCGCCCGGCGACGACGUGCCAGUGCAGGGCAUGGGCAUCUCCUUCGACGCUAAGGACUUCCUCCAUAUUAAAGAGAAGUACAGCAAUGACUGGUGGAUCGGCCGGCUGGUGAAGGAGGGCUGUGAGGUCGGCUUCAUCCCGAGUCCCGUCAAACUGGAGAACACGAGACUGCUGCAGGAGCAGAGGCUGAGGCAUAACCGGAUCAGCGCCAGCAAGUCCGGGGGAAACUCAAGCUCCAGCCUGGGUGACGUUGCCACGGGAACACGCAGACCCACGCCCCCCACCACGGGUCAUAUCGAGUUGUCUAAUGUCACGUUCGCUAUAGAUGCUCUUGAUCUCGAUGCUGAGGAGACGGGCACCGAGCCCCUGGUCAGCCAACCCAAAAGCAGUGUGAGCAGUGUCACCUCCCCCCAAGCUAAUGCCAAGUGCAUUCCCUUCUUUAAGAAGAUGGACCAAGUUCCUCCCUAUGAUGUGGUGCCUUCCAUGAGACCCAUCAUUCUAGUGGGUCCUUCCCUAAAGGGUUAUGAGGUCACAGACAUGAUGCAGAAGGCUUUGUUUGACUUCCUGAAACACAGGUUUGACGGCAGAAUAUCCAUCACUCGAGUGACAGCUGACAUCUCUUUGGCGAAGCGCUCGGUGCUAAACAACCCGAACAAACACACCAUCAUUGAGAGGUCCAGCACGCGCUCCAGCCUGGAGUGAGAUCGAGCGGAUCUUUGAGCUGGCCCGGACCCUGCAGCUCGUGGCUCUCGAUGCCGACACCAUCAACCACCCCUCCCAGCUCG
Molecule: messenger RNA, 1241 nt
Organism: Polyodon spathula (Mississippi paddlefish)
Lineage: Eukaryota; Metazoa; Chordata; Actinopteri; Acipenseriformes; Polyodontidae
Product: voltage-dependent L-type calcium channel subunit beta-1-like
Exons: 10
Coding region: 115-1158 (347 amino acids)
Biological process (GO): neuromuscular junction development; calcium ion transmembrane transport; chemical synaptic transmission
Cellular component (GO): voltage-gated calcium channel complex
Molecular function (GO): protein binding; high voltage-gated calcium channel activity
Source: RefSeq, a predicted model, not a curated record